AUGGAGCACUCCCAACAACCCUACCGCAAGUCCCUCGCCCACCGGGGCUACAUCGAGGGCGUGACUCUCCAUGACAAAACCACCAACAAGCCUCUCUGUCACUACUUCGGCGGCCUCCGCUACGGUCUCCCACCGUCGCAGCGCUGGCACCGCGCCCAGAAGCUGCCAGACUCGUAUACCUACGGCUCGCAGACCCAGCCCGGCCGCUGUCCCGGCACGACCAACGUCUGCCCGCAGCCCAGCUUCCUCAACCUCUCCUUCGGCGACAACUGGGACGAGGACUGCUUCCAGUGCAACGUCUGGGUGCCCACGGGCACCCCGCCCCCCGGCGGCUGGCCCGUCCUCUUCUUCAUCCACGGCGGCUUCCUCCAGUUCGGCAGCCCCAACACCUUCUCCGCGGCCGAGCUGCUGGGCGACGCCCGCGCCGCCUUCGACGCCAUCGUCGUCAUGCCCGCCUACCGCGUCGGCAUCUUCGGCUUCCUAGCCUCGUCCGAGCUCGCCGCCGACGCCGCCCCCGGCGCCGUCCCCGGCAACCAGGGCUUCUGGGACCAGCGCCUCGCCCUCGAAUGGACCCGCGACCACGCCGCCCUGCUCGGCGGCAACCCGGCCCAGAUCACCAUCGCCGGCUACUCCGCCGGCGCCUACUCCGUCUUCUACCAGCUCGCCUAUGACCUCGGCCUCCCGGACCACCGCGCCCUCGUGAAACAGGCCUGCAUCUUCUCCAACUCCCCGGCCACCCAGCCGCGCUCCGCCGCCGCCGCCCAGGCCCAGUUCGACGAGGUCCUCGACGCCCUGCACAUCCCGCGCUCCCUUCCGCCGCCAGACAAGCUCGCCCGCCUCCGCGCCCUCCCCGCCAAGACCCUCCUGGCCGCCGCCACCGCCGUGCCUACCCACCAGUUCCGCCCCUGGUCCGACGACGACUUCGUCUCCGCGCGCCUCUUCGCCGCCUUCGACGACGGCUCCUUCGCCCGCCGCCUCGCCGCCCGUCGCGUCCGCAUCCUCACCGGCGAGUGCCGCGACGAGCGCCACCUCUACGCCUCCUGGUUCCCGCCCACGGCUAACUCCCCCGCCGCCCUGCGUGCCCGCCUCCUCGCCGACUACCACCGCCCGGCCGUCGACGCCCUCAUGCGCCUGUACUACGGGCCCUCCGGCGACGCCCUUCCCGCCGGCUGCGCGGACUGGGACGUCGACGCCUUCGGCCGCGUCUACGCCGACAUGCAGCCUCGUCCGCGGCGGCGCCGGGCAUCUCGUCUACCGCUACCGCAUUGA
Aspergillus terreus NIH2624 is the source of this 1269-nucleotide messenger RNA. RefSeq names its product putative carboxylesterase. The coding region runs from base 1 to 1269 and encodes 422 amino acids. NCBI's taxonomy places the organism in Eukaryota, Fungi, Ascomycota, Eurotiomycetes, Eurotiales, Aspergillaceae. The transcript is spliced from 2 exons. The record is from RefSeq and is a predicted model, not a curated record.